GAGCGCGCGCCCGCACCCCACCCGCAUUCGGGCCAGCGGAAGUCGAGCCUAGAGGCGGGGCCGUCGCGCAGUGGUGACGUUGUGUUGCCGGCGCGGGCGGGUGACGCGGUGGGGCCCGUUGUCUGUGUGUGGGGCUGAGGGGCCCCGGGGGCGGUGGGGGCUCCCGGCGGGGGCGGCGGUGGGUCGGAAGGGCCUGGACAUGGCGUUGAGGGGCCGCCCCGCGGGAAGAUGAAUAAGGGCUGGCUGGAGCUGGAGAGCGACCCGGGCCUCUUCACCCUCCUGGUGGAAGAUUUCGGAGUCAAAGGGGUGCAAGUGGAGGAGAUCUAUGACCUUCAAAGCAAAUGUCAGGGCCCUGUAUAUGGAUUCAUCUUCCUGUUCAAAUGGAUCGAAGAGCGCAGGUCCCGUCGCAAGGUCUCCACCUUGGUGGAUGAUACAUCCGUGAUUGAUGAUGAUAUUGUGAAUAACAUGUUCUUUGCCCAUCAGCUAAUCCCCAACUCUUGUGCCACUCAUGCCUUGCUGAGUGUGCUCCUCAACUGCAGCAACGUGGACCUCGGGCCCACCCUGAGUCGCAUGAAGGAUUUCACCAAAGGCUUCAGCCCUGAGAGCAAAGGAUAUGCAAUUGGCAAUGCCCCAGAAUUGGCCAAGGCACAUAAUAGCCAUGCCAGGCCUGAGCCACGUCACCUCCCUGAGAAGCAGAAUGGCCUUAGUGCAGUGCGUACCAUGGAGGCGUUCCACUUUGUCAGCUAUGUGCCUAUCACAGGCCGGCUCUUUGAGCUGGAUGGGCUGAAGGUCUACCCCAUUGAUCAUGGGCCCUGGGGAGAGGAUGAGGAGUGGACAGACAAGGCCCGGAGGGUCAUCAUGGAGCGUAUUGGCCUCGCCACUGCAGGGGAGCCCUACCACGACAUCCGCUUCAACCUGAUGGCAGUGGUGCCCGACCGCAGGAUCAAGUAUGAGGCCAGGCUACAUGUGCUGAAGGUGAACCGUCAGAMAGUACUGGAGGCCUUGCAGCAGUUGAUUAGAGUAACUCAACCAGAGUUGAUUCAGACCCACAAAUCUCAAGAGUCACAGCUUCCUGAAGAAUCCAAGCCAGCCAGCAGCAAGUCUCCCCUCGUGCUGGAGGCAGGCAGGGCCCCAGCAGUUUCUGAGGGCAUCCACACAGACGGUGCAGAGGAGGUGGCUGGUUCAUGCCCACAAGCUCCGACCCACAGUCCUCCCAGCAAACCCAAGCUGGUGGUGAAGCCUCCAGGGAGCAGCCUCAAUGGGGUUCCCCCCAACCCCACCCCCAUUGUCCAGCGGCUGCCAGCCUUUCUAGACAAUCACAACUAUGCCAAGUCCCCCAUGCAGGAGGAAGAGGACCUGGCAGCAGGUGUGGGCCGCAGUCGAGUUCCAGUUCGCCCUCCCCAGCAGUACUCUGAUGAUGAGGAUGACUAUGAGGAUGAUGAGGAGGAGGAUGUGCAGAACACCAACUCUGCCAUCAGAUACAAGCGGAAAGGGACAGGGAAGCCAGGGUCAUUGAGCAAUUCUGCGGAUGGGCAGCUAUCGGUGCUGCAGCCCAACACCAUCAAUGUCUUAGCUGAGAAGCUCAAAGAGUCCCAGAAAGACCUCUCAAUUCCUCUGUCCAUCAAGACUAGCAGCGGGGCUGGGAGUCCAGCUGUGGCAGUGCCCACACACUCGCAGCCCUCACCUACACCCAGCAAUGAGAGCACGGACACAGCYUCUGAGAUCGGUAGUGCUUUCAACUCACCUCUGCGCUCGCCCAUUCGCUCAGCCAACCCGACACGGCCCUCUAGCCCUGUCACUUCCCACAUCUCCAAGGUGCUUUUUGGGGAGGAUGACAGUUUGCUGCGUGUUGACUGCAUACGCUACAACCGAGCUGUCCGUGACCUGGGUCCUGUCAUCAGCACGGGCCUGCUGCACCUUGCUGAGGAUGGUGUGCUGAGUCCCUUGGCACUGACAGAGAGUGGGAAGGGUUCCUCACCCUCUGUCAGACCGAGCCAAGGCAAUCAGGGGUCCAGCAGCCCAGAGGAGAAGGAGGUGGUGGAAGUCACGGACAGCAGAGAGAAGACUGGGCUGGUCAGACCCGGCGAGCCCUUAAGUGGGGAGAAGUACUCACCCAAGGAGCUACUAGCACUGCUCAAAUGUGUGGAGGCUGAGAUCGCAAACUACGAGGCUUGUCUCAAGGAGGAGGUAGAGAAGAGAAAGAAGUUCAAGAUUGAUGACCAGAGAAGGACCCACAACUAUGAUGAAUUCAUUUGUACCUUCAUCUCCAUGCUGGCUCAGGAAGGCAUGCUGGCCAAUCUGGUGGAGCAGAACAUCUCAGUACGGCGGCGCCAAGGGGUCAGCAUUGGCCGGCUUCACAAGCAGCGGAAGCCUGAUAGGCGGAAACGCUCUCGCCCCUAUAAAGCCAAGCGCCAGUGAGGACUGCGGCUCUGACUCUGCAGCCUGCUCUUGCCUGAGGCCCUCACCAGGGCCCCUCCCUGCCUCACUCCCCGUUUCCCAGUAUUACUGAAUAGUUCCAGCCAGAGAGCCCAGGCCUUGGGAGUGGGAGCCAGUCCAUGUUACCUGUAUCACAUCCUAGGGCCUGGCAGUGGGCAGUCAGCCCCAUAAUGCUCAGGAAGCAGCAGCUGGAGUUGGGUCACAGUAGGGUGCUGUGGCUUCCUCCACAGCUGGCUGUGGAGCAGCAGGACCUGGCCCUUCUGCCUGGGCAGCAGAAUAUAUAUUUUACCUAUCAGAGACGUCUAUUUUUCUGGGCCCCAACCCAUCUUGCCACUGUAUUAACAUAGCCACCUUCAUGACUCUGCUUUCUCUCUUAGCAGCUGUCAUCCUUGUAGGCCCAGGUCCCUGCAUCACACCAGGGUCACAACUGUAGGGUACCAGCUGGCAUUGGAUCCUGCUGCCCCAGCUACCUGCCUGUCCCUGUGGUGAGGAAGCCAGGCCCACUCUCUACAUUCCUCCUGGGAGAAUGCCAAACUCAGGGAUGCGGCUGUUGAUGAAAUGGGCAGUUGCUGGGGUCCAGUGACUUGAGCAGAGAGAGAAGUGUUUGAACUGUUUGGUGGCCUAUAAACUGUCCUAGUUCUAGCUGGGCUUGUUGAGACUAUUGUCCACAGCAAGGCUCUGGGGCUCUUUGCCUUCAGUGUUGUGGCCCUGACUAUGGGCCUACCUUGGAUUCCUGGUCUCUGUCCCUAGAGCCUGGGGCUCAGAGGAGCCUCUGCCCAGCCCCUCAGUAUUACCAUAUCUCCCUCCUCUUAGGGACAGCAGAGAUUGGGCUGCUUGCAGGAGCUGGUGCCUCUCAGCUCUCACUGCUGCACCCGCUUCCUUGGCCUCUGCCAGGCACUCAGGGUAGGGGAUGGCAGGAUCAAGACAAAUCAGUUGGAGUCCCUGUGUUCCCAGAGGGCUUGAUGCCAGGGGGUAAUGGGCUCAGCACUGCCUCUGGAGCUCAGGCCCCAAACAGCCCUGUGGUCUCCGCCACAUGGCUUGAAGGUGAUCCAAACAGGUCCCUUAUCUGUACAUAAUGACUGGGGGGKCUGGCAAGUGUGGCAGCUGCCUCUCUGGGCUGAGCAUGGCCUGUCCYUUCUGGCUCCUGUAAAUACUGGAUCAGUGAAUGAAUAAAACUGCUACGAAAUGA
Molecule: messenger RNA, 3625 nt
Organism: Urocitellus parryii (Arctic ground squirrel)
Lineage: Eukaryota; Metazoa; Chordata; Mammalia; Rodentia; Sciuridae
Gene: Bap1
Product: BRCA1 associated deubiquitinase 1
Biological process (GO): protein deubiquitination; ubiquitin-dependent protein catabolic process
Cellular component (GO): cytoplasm
Molecular function (GO): cysteine-type deubiquitinase activity
Source: RefSeq, a predicted model, not a curated record